Messenger RNA from Nothobranchius furzeri (turquoise killifish), 3758 nucleotides. Its product is annotated as actin-binding protein WASF3. Gene Ontology annotation, molecular function: actin binding; protein kinase A regulatory subunit binding; Arp2/3 complex binding. Gene Ontology annotation, cellular component: cytoskeleton; SCAR complex. The record is from RefSeq and is a predicted model, not a curated record. Gene Ontology annotation, biological process: positive regulation of Arp2/3 complex-mediated actin nucleation; actin cytoskeleton organization. NCBI's taxonomy places the organism in Eukaryota, Metazoa, Chordata, Actinopteri, Cyprinodontiformes, Nothobranchiidae.
CUAUCCGAGGGGAGCCGAAGUCAGCCGACGGGAGCUCCGCUCCAUGCAUCAGCAUCCGCUCCAAGACUGAGCGGAGGAAGCCGCUGAAACCGGCGCGCGCAGCCCUCCGGUUCGUGACGGUGGCGCAUUAACGGAACCAACCGAACUCCGGAGCGGAACCCGCCUCAGCUCGCGGUCCAACAUGCCGCUGGUGAAGCGAAUCAUCGAGCCUCGAUUUCUGUGCAGAGGCUCCCUGCCUGAUGGGGUUGCUAGUGAGCUGGAGUGUGUCACCAACAGUACACUGGCUGCAGUCAUCAAACAGCUGGGAGGACUCAGUCGUCAUGCUGAGGAUAUCUUUGGAGAGUUGUUCAUAGAGGCCAACAGCUUCUACCUGAAGAUGAGCAACCUGCAGGAGAGGGUUGACCUGCUGGCUGUGAAGGUCACUCAGCUGGACUCCAACGUGGAAGAAGUGUCUCUGCAGGACAUCAACAUGCGGAAGGCCUUCAGGAGCAGCACGAUCCAGGAUCAGCAGGUGGUGUCACGAAGCUCCAUCCUCAACCCCGUUCUGAUGACAUACCAGGGCUGCGACAAGCCACCCCCCCUUAACAUCCUGACCCCCUACAGAGACGACAAGAAGGACGGUCUGAAGUUCUACACCGACCCGUCAUACUUCUUCAUCCUGUGGAAGGAAAAGAUGCUACAAGCCACGGAGAACAAACGCAAGGAGAAGCGAAGACACAAGGAGCAGAAGCAUGCGGAGGACUCGUCGGGCCGGGAGGUGAAGAAGAUUCGAAAAGCCAGAAACAGGCGCCAGGAGUGGAACCUGAUGGCAUACGACAAGGAGCUCCGCCCAGAUGCUAGAGUGACACCAUCGCCUUACCACACCUCUGAUGGUUCCAUGUCGUCGGACAGGUCAGGAAUGUCAGAUGACCCCUCCAGUCCUCAUUCCACUCACGGAAAAGACAGGAAAGACAAUGUCGCCAUGGAAACUAGCAGCAGUGGGCUGACUCAGUCGCUGGACCGUGCUCUUCGACCCACCUCGGCAUCGUCUGGAGUGACCACAGCAACAACUCGCCAACACUCUCUGGGUCGGAACCAGGCGUACACCCAAGCCCCAUCACUCACAGGGUCAGCCAAACAGAACGGUGCUCAGAGUAAUGAAGCUAAGGAUCUCAGCAACCAUCAGAUUCCCCCAGCACCUCCGCCUCCUCCCCUCAUGCCUUCGACAGGACACACGGCAUUCCCUUUUAGCACCACCCACAAUGCUGCCACGUCAGCCUCCUUGCACUCUGCAGCGGCUCCUGGUAACCAAGGUGACCACGCCCUCUCCUGCUCUUAUAGCCCCUCCCAUCCCCCACCUCUCCCCACUACUUACACCCCCUCCCCAUCCUGUCCCAAAGGCCAGGCCCCUCCCUCUACCACUGCAGCACCUCCACUGCCCCCAGCGAUGGACAACAGGAAGGCUUCAGGCCUGAACGUCCCAAUGAACGAGGCUCGCAGCGACUUGCUGGCUGCCAUUCGCAGAGGGAUUCAGCUGAGAAAAGUUCAGGAGCAGCGUGAGCAGGAGGAGGCCAAGAAGCGAGAGCCAACAGGAAAUGAUGUGGCCACAAUUCUGUCUCGACGCAUUGCUGUGGAGUACAGCGAAUCAGAGGAAGAAUCGGACCCCGAGGACCAGGACUGGUCUGACUGAGAGGGCAGAGCGGACCAAACAAGCCGGAAGACCACCCAAUUGAUCCAGCAACUCAUUCUUAGAAUUCCAUCUGAUCACUCAACCCUGAUGCCAAGAGUCUUAAAUAAUCCUGAUCCGGCUUCCAGCCUGGACUUUACCGUCGGAUCGGUGAGAGCCUGCAGUCCUCCGGCCUAUAGGGGGCACCAGUAGGAGGGACUCAGCCAGUGAACCUGUGAAUCAGUUCAGCUCAUAUGGAACCUAGCCACGCCCAUCUACUUCCGGGCCAUGGGUCCCCGUAAAUAAGAAAAAAGGAAUGCAAGUCAAUUGGGCUAUGAAAGCUAUUUUCUAAUCCCGUUUGUUAUGUGCCAUGGAUUUCACAUGUGAUGUCCCUGAAUUUUAAAGACACGUACUGAUGCCAAGAAAGUGCUCAUCUUCAAAUGAGGGCAACAGUUAUUUUAGGUUUUGUAUGAAAAAACGUAUCGGACUACAAAAACUUUGUCUCACCAAGUUGAUGCCAUCCAACCAGACACAGAGAAAAGGAGAAAAUUAGUUGACCGAGCUUCAAAUCCUCCUUCCAGGACGACAGAAGGAGCAUUAAACUUAGAGAAAACAAGUAUAAAUCUGGUAGCAGCUACGCUGGGGGAGAAGGCAUUCUGCGGUGACGUCACAUAUGCAACACCUGAUUCAAUCUCAAAGUAUGUGACAAACGCGGUUGAAAUGCACAUGGUGACUUUUCAUUUAAAUGGAAGUACAGUAUGUGUGUGUGAUUUAGCAGCAAAGCGGUUUAGAAAUCAGCGUAGCCUCAUCUCUUACAAUCAUUUCUUCUUUGUUCUGGGGACCCUUGAGCCAACUAGAAGGGAAGGGGAGGAGCCGAGGAGGCUUAGGUCACAGACUUCAUAUGUAGACACCCCAUGGACUGGUGCUUCUUGGAGCUGGUGUAGCAGCUUGGAUGGGCCCCCAUUCGCCCCCAGUGCAUUUAUUUCUACUGAGAAAGAUGCUUACCGAACAAAAAAACACAUUUUACUAUUCUAUUUCACAAAGUCAGACAUAUUAUAUGGUAUAAUAAUUAAAGUCCCAUAGUCAUCAUCACACACUGGUGAAAUUACAUCUCUGCAUAUGACCCAUCCCCAUGGGGGGCAGUGAGCUGCAGCAUUGGCUGUCCUCAGGAACUAUUUGGCGGUUUAACCCACCAAUCCCACCCCUUAGAGCUGAGUGUCAAGCAGGGAUGCAUUGGGUCACAUUUUUAAAGUCUUUGGUCUGACCCGACCAGAUUUUAACCCCUGUCCCCGUCCCAGGGCAGACACUCAUACCACUAGCCCACUAAGAAGGUUCAAAUUCAUUAAAAUUUAAAUAUAAUUAAACAAAACAAAUAUAAAAUCCCAACAGGUAGGCUAGAAAAGUCAAUACUCAUCCCAUGUGAUAUUUUUUCAAUAGUGCACUGCGUUGUAGCUGGCAUAUUGCUCACUCUGAGUGGACUCCAUUUGGGUUUGGAGAGUGAGGAACCCACCCAAUAUGGCGGAAACGCUGUUAUGCCCCAGCACCCAGUAGGGGAUGCACAUAUACACGUUUAUGACUUAAGUUCUGGGUGUUCAGACUACUUGUUUAUUUUUUUAUCCUUCUUCUGUCUGGAAAUCCAUAUUUUCACUUCAGUGUUUUCAUUGAUUUAUUUUAUUGUUUUCAAGCUUAAACAUUUUAUUAUUUAUUUAGUGAGACGUAAUAUAGUGAAAAGUAAUAAAUGUGAAUAGAUUUUCUUGGUAAAUUUGACUUUGUGGCUUUAAUUUAUUUCCCUUUACAUUUUCUUGUAUAUCUGCUGGUUCAAGCAUCCAAUGAAGGUAGUUGCCAUGGUAAUGAUUGUAGGACAAUUGUUAAGAUUGCUGACCGGCUCAUUUUUUUCCCUAUUAUGAGCUUCUGUGUUUUUGUGCACAUGCAUUCUGUAAUUCAUCGUGUUACCAUUUAAUUACUGGAAAUGUUCCAACAUCCUCACUGUGACUGAUGACGUAACACGUAGAAAGGGCGCGUGUCCUUCCUCUCCUUUGCUGUCUGUGAUUGGCUUUUGAUGUGUUUCUGUGAUUUAAAUGUUGGUGAAAUAAACAAAGAAAACAUGAAAAAA